Molecule: messenger RNA, 5369 nt
Organism: Coturnix japonica (Japanese quail)
Lineage: Eukaryota; Metazoa; Chordata; Aves; Galliformes; Phasianidae
Source: RefSeq, a predicted model, not a curated record
CAGACGGCAUCGCCGACCCCACGCCGGGGCUCCCCGACAGCACCCAGGGGUGCACCCAGCGAGAGGAUGCUGCAGGGCACCAGCAAUGUGGGGCCACCCAACAAGGUAAGUGUCUUGCGAGCGUGGCUGUCCCCAGCGCGGGUUGACAUCAUGCCAGGGGACGUGGAUGCUAUUGGGAAACUGAUGGAGUCAUCCAUCAGCUGAGCGCUCCUGGGCAGCUCUGGCCAAGCAGCGUUGUUGACCUCUCCCCAGUGUCCUCGUGCCUCAGUUUCCCUGCUGUGAAAGGGACAGUCUGGGCAUGUGUGCUGUUGGCUGCUCCCUGUUGCUGGUGGCAUCGGUGGCCACAGGACCUGCUGUUUGGGACGAGGCACACAGUGGGGCUUUGGGGACAACAGGCAUUUGUGUAUUGUGCUGGUCACCUCAUAGAGGGGGGGAUUGCCCUUAGGGCACAAUUCAUGGUGUGUCUAUGCUGAGUUUAUUCAUCUCUGCAUCACUGCGUGUGGUCACAUCUCAGUUUUGCUCCGAAUGGGGGUCUUGUAGCAAAUUGCUGUACUUGAUUAUUAUUAUUAUUAUUUUUUAAGCAUCCAAUCCAAAGCCUUUUUACAAGGCUGUAGAGCCCCUGCUCCCUGCUUUGGGGAUGUAGGGAUGUACCUGGGGGUAUCCCCCCACCCCUCGGAGCCUGGCAUGCAGCCAUAAGCAAGCAGCAACAUGCAUGGGGAGUGAACCUCCUGCUUCGAAGGGGGGGGGGGGGGAAGAAUAUGAUUCAUGCAGGCUGGGAGUGCCCUGCUGAGCGCUGCCAAGUGUGGGUGGCACGGAGCUGGGAAUGGUCCCCUUAAGGCUGUAGACCCCAAAAAGGAUUGGCUGUUGACCCAUACCCCCAACCCUAUAAAGCCUUCCAGAGAGAGACAGGGAGGGUCUGGGGGGGUCAUAGGUCCCCAGGCACAAUAGGGUUGGCCACCAAGAUCGGGGGCCUUUACCACUGCAGGGAACAGAUCCCUGUCCUUGGAACACUCUGCUGUCCUGCAUCGAGCUCCUGCUGACAGCGGCACAUUCCUCACUGCUCUUUCCCCCCUCCACCAAAGGACAAAAGCCAUCCUGAGCUGUCAGCGCCCGGUGUUGCAAGCCUGAGCCAGAUCAUUAGCUGCCAAACCCCAAAACGCUUCUGCCAGGCGGUGCCAAAGCCGCCAUGGGAGCUGACAUUCCCAUUCCCCCUCCCCAGCCCUAAGGCUGAGAACGUACACAACUUGUGUCAGGAGUGCAUGGCUCCCUCCAAGAAUCCAGGCAGGGGGAAAACAGUGGAACAAAGCCACUGGGGAUCCUGGGAGCAGGCGUGCCCUACAAGCUCAGGUUGGUUGGGAUGGCUGGGCGGGUGGGGCGAGCCUAAUUAGUACCUGCAUGAAGCAGCCACUGAGUCACGCUGCAUUCAUUGCCUCUUUGCUCAGAGCCAGCAGCACUCAGCUGCCCCAUGCUUUGAUUUUUUAAUAUAAUAAACGUAUUAUUGUUGUUUCUUUGGUAAAUCCCAACUGAUUUGGAAAGCAAAGCAGGGAGGGCCCAGCCAUCGCGCCCUAACAGUGGUGGUGGGCUCUUGUAGGACGUGGCGUAGGGCUUUAUCAGGGAGACUGCCUGGUGUUGGCUGGGGGCCUCUUGGAGGUCUAAGGGCUCUAGGGGUCAAUGGGCAGUGAGUCUGGGUGAUAAAUGGAGGGAUGUGGGGCUUUCCAAGGGGGGUCUAGAGAUGCAGGUGAAGCCACGUGGGAGUCUGGGGGAGGUUGUUGGUGCCUGUUGCUCACUAGGGGUCCGUGUGGAGGGCGGGGGUCAAAUGGAGGCUGCAGAGGGUUUUGGGUGUUGAUGUGCAGGUUAAGCCUCAGGCAGGCUGUCAGGAGAGGCCACGCGGUGGUCCAGAGGUCAACUCGGAGGCCACACGGAGGCCUGGGGCUUUUGUAUCCUUGGGUCUUUUGGGGUCUGUGGGGGAUCCAGCCCCAACAGUGUAUCCAGCUCCCAUCACUGUGUCUGUGGGCACCCCAUGGGGCUCCUUUGGCCUUGAGGGGGGCCUGCGUUGCCCCCAUGUCUGCUCAGGUGUGCGCGGCACUGAGGCGUGGCGGCGGCGGGGCGGGCCGGGUGCCUCCCUACAGCACAGGGAAGGCUCCACCGCCGCGCACACGCACACAUACACACACACACCUGCAUAGGGCGGCCGUGCUCUGCUCAGCCCCUCCGCCGUCAUGCAGGAGACUAAUGCCUUCUUGCUGUCGGCCCUGCAGCCUGAAGCCGGUGUUUGCUCACUGGCUUUGCCUUCAGAUCGCCAGCUGGACAUUCGCGGCCGAGAAGCAGCUGAGGCCCAGCGGCUGCGCAAUGCUCGCGUCCAGGAGCAGGUCCGGAUCCGCAUGAUGCUGCGGGGACAGACGGCCGCCUCGCACCCCGACACCGCCACGCUUGACCCCAUGGAUAGCAGAGGUGGUCCAUAUGGCACGACUGUGCGCUCCUCCUUUAGCUCCCGCUCACAGACCAAUGGCUUGGACUCCAAAAGCUCGCUGUACCAACCCAUGGCCAAAAAAGACUUUGGCACACUCAAGGGCAGCAGCUGGUCAUCGCGGUCAGCUGUGGACCUCACGCCAAACAAGAGGAUGGCAACUGUCAGCAACGGGGUCAUGCCGAAGGGCCGGAGCUACGGCGUGGGCUAUGCCAUGUCACAGGCUGCCAACACCUCCCCACGGCCCAACUCCUUCCAUGAGCGCAACUACCGGGCCCGGCAGAGCUUUGACACGCUGUCGCUGCGCUCCCUGCGACUGGCUGAUGGGCCACUGCCUCCCAGUGCUGCGGAUGACCGCUACAGUAUCAUCUCAGAGCAGCUGGACCCCAUGGGGCACCAGUCCCUCUAUAAAAACCAAGGCAAUGGUGGCUUCAGCCGCUCGUACACCUUUGAGAGGCGGAUGAGCACUGGUUCCAAUGCAAAGGGCUCCGACUGGUUGGAUGGCGGAGAGGUGCCCCAGAGCCGCACCAUUCGGGCACCAGCCAUGCGCACGCUCCAGCGCUUCCAGAGCAACAACCGCUCACGGCUCAGCACCAGCUCCUUUGGCAGCAUCCAGCCGUCCUCACAGGCACCUGUUGGGAGUUCCUACAUGGGCAUGGUGGAGCACAGCUCCCGUGCACCCUCUGUGCGCAGCCUGGCUGAGUCCAGCCACCACCUCCAGGACCAGCGCGCCAUGGAUAUUUACAACGGGCACAGCACGCUGCUCACACAGCAGUCAGGAGGGUUUGAUGACAUUGACCUGCCCUCAGCGGUGAAAUACCUGAUAGCCAGUGACCCCAACCUACAAGUCCUGGGUGCUGCCUACCUCCAGCACAAGUGCUACAGUGACAGUAAUGCCAAGAAGCAGGCUCGCAGCCUCCAGGCCAUGCCCAAGCUGGUGAAGCUCUUUAACAGCCCCAACCAGGAGGUGCAGCGCCAUGCAACAGGUGCCAUGCGCAACCUCAUCUACGACAAUGCUGAGAACAAGCUGGCUCUGGUGGAGGAGAACGGCAUCUAUGAGCUCAUGAGGACACUGCGGGAGCCCGAUGAUGAGCUGCGCAAGAAUGUCACAGGGAUCCUAUGGAAUCUUUCCUCUAGUGACAACCUGAAGGAUCGCUUGGCUCGAGACACACUGGAACAGCUCACAGACCUGGUCCUGGUCCCCCUCUCUGGCCUGGGUGGCUCUGGUGUCAUCCAGCAGAACCCCUCCGAGGCAGAGAUCUUCUACAACUCCACGGGCUUCCUCAGAAAUCUGAGCUCUGCAAGCCAGCAGACCCGGCAGAAGAUGCGUGAGUGCCAUGGGCUGGUGGAUGCCAUGAUCCACUAUGUGAACAGCUCUCUAGAAGUUGGGAAGUCAGAAGACAAGAGCGUAGAGAAUGCUGUCUGUGUCCUGCGCAACCUCUCCUACCGUCUCUACGAUGAAAUGCCCCCCUCCUCCCUCCAGCGCCUGGAGGGCCACCGCAGGAACAACGGUGGAACCAUGACAGGGGAGCUGGUGGGCUGCUUCAGCCCCCAGAGCAAGAAGGCUCGAGAGCACUAUCUGAAUGCAGACAUCGUCACUUUCACGGAGGUGUCCAAGGACCCCAAGGGUAUGGAGUGGCUCUGGAACCCACAGAUUGUAGGUAUCUACAACCGGCUGCUGCAGCGCUGCGAGCUCAACAAACACACCACCGAGGCGGCCUCAGGAGCCCUGCAGAACAUUACGGCUGGGGACCGCAGGUGGGCAGGCGUGCUGAGCCGGCUGGCUUUGGAGCAGGAACGCAUCCUGAACCCUGUGCUGGACCGCGUCCGCACCGCUGACCACCACCAGCUGCGCUCCCUGACAGGGCUCAUCCGCAACCUGUCCCGCCACGCACGCAACAAGGACGAGAUGUCCACCAAGGUGGUCAGCCACUUGAUUGAGAAGCUGCCAGGGAGCGUCGGGGACAAGGCACCGCCUGCUGAUGUUAUUGUGAACAUCAUCGCUGUGCUCAACAACCUGGUGGUGGAGAGCCCCAUGGCUGCUCGCGACAUCGUCUACUUCGAUGGCCUCAGGAAGCUUUUCUAUGUCAAGAAGAGGAGGGACAGCUCAGACAAUGAGAAGUCCUCCCGGGCAGCAGCCAGCCUCCUGGGCAACAUGUGGCAAUACACCAAGCUCCACCGGGACUUCAAGGUGAAGGGGUACCGGAAGGAGGACUUCCUCAGCCUGUAAGAACAGCCCCAGGGAGAAGGGACUGCACAGCCUUCAGCCUCCCCUCUGGGACGUGCCUUGCUGCCUCCUGUGACCCCAAAGAAGCUGCUCUGUAGCAUAGUCCCCACUGCUCUUCUUGUCCCUUGCACCUACCCCUGCUGCUGGGCGCCCCAUCUCUGGGCUUGGGAUGCAGGGCCUGAAAAUGUCCCCAGGACCCAGGGCUGUUCAGGCCGGUGCUGUAUAAGCAAGAUCCAGGCAGGGCUGGCUGGCUUGUGUUUGCUGGGUGGCGUCUCCCCGCAGGGUGGGGAGAUGCCCUCGGUGCCCGCUGCAGGUGGGGCCAGCACAGGUUCAAAGCUCACCCAGCAGAGGAGGAGGGUUGGGGUGUGUGGGAGGCUGUGGGUCGCUUGGGGUCUGUCAGUGGGGUUUUGGACUGGGGAGGGAGACCCUGCGCUUGGGUGUGCCCCAUCUGGGAAAUGGGGUAGAGUAGGUACAACAGGGGCUAGGAAGUCAGCAGAUAGGGGGGCUGGAGGGGAGUGGGGGGUGGGGUGAGUGAGCAGUGGACACGAGGGACCUCCCCCAUACUCAGUGUGAUGUGUUGGGACCCGCUGGGGAUGGGGCAGUGCAUUUGUCCCACCAGCUCUCUGUGUAGAGGCUGUGCACUGUGUAUCUCCUAAAUAAAUACCUUGAAUAAUA